UUUGGCAGGUUUACCAUGCUAGUUUGAGGUCAGCACAAGGGCAAGAUACAGAUCUACUGUAGUGGACUAAACACAGAUAUCCGGUGUAGACAACCACUUUCGAAGUAGCCUCCUUCAAAAAACCAAAGCAAAGUUCAUCACUAUUAUCACUGCAUUGUAAUCUGAAAAUGAUGUCUAAGGACGUGAAGUCCCCAUCUAAGAUGCCUAAAAUGAUCACUCACAACCUAAAAGCGACUUUGUCCCUCAAAUGGCUAGAAAUGGAGCAGAGAUGACUAUCCCAGAUGGGAGCAUCCCUUGCUGCCUAGUGGCAGUGAAAACUUCAGAAGGCACGCUAUCCAGCUGCCCUCAGUCAAAUGUAAUGCCAGAAGUCUGCCUGAGCUGCUAUCUGUCCUCUUUGUAUUCUUCAGUCAAUUACAAGAGCAGUUAUUUGUCCUUGCCAGUGCCCAUCCAGAGCACGGGAGCAGUGCCUGGGUUUGCCCUCCUGGGCUCACAGCCAGCACCUGCAAACUGUGGUUUAUCUGACUGCCUUUUUCUGUUGAAAGGGAGGAGCACCUUUGGUACCUACAACUGUUGUGCAAGCCACACACACUGGGCAGCUGAACAGCAGGCUUAAGAGAUUUAGAACCUGGCUGAGAUGCAUCUCACUUUUAUUUAGAUAACCCAUUAGUGAUCAAAUUCUCAUAAACUGCAUAUUCUUACGGGUAUUUGGAGUAAGUGGAGUUCAGCACCUCAGUUCCUUAAAGCCUGGAUGUGGGCUGCUGCCUGCAUGCUGAAACACUUCAGUACCUUUUUAACUCUAUCCCUAGGCUCCCUCAGUAAAUAUUUGAGAUGAACGAGGCUGACCCUCCCCUAGUCACCUGUCACCACACGCAUGACUUCAGCCGUGCUGUACACUCCACUCCCCGUCUCACCGCACCCUUCCGUUUGUCCCUUUGCUUGCUUUACGUACCUGUGUGUUAGGAGAAACUGGGAAAGGCAGUUUAAUUGUGGAGGAAAGUUCACAGCCAGGGAAAGAGUUUACAAGUCUCCUCUCUGCCCCUGGGCAGGGAGCAGCAAGCGAUGUCAAAGCCUACUGGUGAUCCGGCUUGUCAUUCUGGCCCGGAGGGGAGUGGCAGACCUGGGAAGAAGCACUUUAAAAGAGACUGAGGAAGUGAACCUGUGAUGCCACUGCAAGGCAGCCCUUCAGCUAAAGCCAAUUACUUAUCCAGCCACCUAGAGAUUACAAGGAAGAGCACCCUGAGGUGAAACAAAGGAGAGAUGAGGGGGACGGCAAUGAGAAGACUUGGGCUGUUCGUGUUCAGUGCAAUUCUGGCGUCUGCUCGUGCCCUCACUGUGGAAGCACCUGCCAAGCAGAUACAGGUGGCGCGGGGAAGGAACGCGACUCUCCGCUGUAAUUUCAAAACUCAGGCUUCUGCUGACAGCGGAGACCUCGUUGUCUGGAAGAAAAUCACCAGUCCGAUCGACGCUGUCACGAGGUACUUCGACGGACUCGUACAGUAUGGCGAGGGCUACGAGAACCGUGUCCAGUUCAGUGGUGACGUGAGCAGUGGGGACAUCAGCAUCACCAUCAGCGAGGUGACCAUGGAGGACAACGGGACGUACGUGUGCAGCGUCCGCCUGCGGAACGACCCCCCCCGGCAGAGCGCGGUCCUGUCCCUCUACGUCCUCGUUGCACCAUCCAAGCCUGACUGCAGGAUUCUGGGGACACCACAGUAUGGACAGACAAUCAAUCUAACCUGCGUGUCUCAGGAGGGCUCCCCACAGCCCAAAUACACCUGGAAAAGCUUCAACGUAAAAAAUGAGCCCCGUGCACUAGAAAACACAGAAGGGGAACGAAUAACUCUGAAGAACGUCUCAGCGGAUACCUCUGGCUUCUACAUCUGCACUUCAACAAACAUUGUGGGGACGGAGUUUUGCAACAUGACGGUCAGCAUCGUGCCACCAUCCAUGGACAUCGCUCUGUACGCUGGGAUCAUCGGCGGAGUCAUCGCUGCGAUCGUAGUGAUCGGGAUCUUGGCCUACUGCUGCUGCUGCCGGGAGAGCAAGGACACCGACUACGAGAUGACGGUGCAAGAAGAGAGGAAUGAACCCUCCAAGGACAUGCCAACGAGGCAGCAGAGCACAGAGGAGGAUGAUGCAAAUGCAUGAAGAAAGAAGCAGGAGGCCAGUGCCAUCUUCAGGAUUUGCUGAGGCACAUAGACAUCACUGUAGAAAAGAAAUCAGUCCCUCUUUCUUACUGCAAGAAAUGAAUAAUAAAACGAAAGCUAAUGGCUCUGCCUUCAAGUUCUGGGAGAGAACAUCCUUGUUUCCCUGCAAAGAAGUGCUUUAUGUACAGUGAGUGCUAAUACGUAACCUCACAGCAGAAAAAUGCAUGUGGAGCACUGUUUCACCCAGUCAUCCAAAAAUAACCAGUCUUUUUAGACUCCCCCACUUUCUGAAAAAAGAAACCAGUCAGGUCUAUUUGGAGAACAGAGUUGCUGCUGUAUCCCCAGCUCUGGAGAUGGCUUCAAGGUCACCAACUGCAAUUCCUCAAGGAAGGGAGGUCUUGUUUACGGUGCCGUGCAAAUGUCACAGCUUACAGCAUUGUCCAAUGCAGCAGCUUUUUCUGUGGACGUCGAAGCAAGCUGAUUUUUAAGGACAUUUUAUUAAAUGUGUUCUUUGUAUAUAUUAUACAUGCACACAUAAAUAAAGAUAUGGGAAAAAAUCCAUAGAUGACCAAUGGAAGUCUCCUGUCUGGGACAACGAUGCACACUAAUCCAUGGGUAAGAAGUUAGAUGGACUUGUAAUUGGCAGCUAAUAAGAUCCAGAAACAGGCUAAUAGCCUACAUACUGUCAGACUCCUGAAUUUCUGAGUUCAGAGAGUUCCUAAAUACUAAUUUUCAUUAUGUUAUUCUUUCCUCCUGAUUGCUGCACGGGCAAGUCAGAAAUCGUCCCCUGCUCCUGCUGCUGCUUCUGAAAAAAUGACAGUGUGAGAGCAUGUACAUAGCAGGUACAUCUUUAACUAAGAAAAAAGUAGGGGGGGAGGGAGGGAAGAAGGAAAAAUACCUUUUUAUUCAAAACUGUAACAAUUUAAUCAGAAGCACUUUAUGUGCAAGAUGUGCGCAGACACAGAGAGAACUCCUGCCACUGGUAUCUUUGGAAGAGAGUGGACUGUCUGUCCAAAAGACUGUCA
Molecule: messenger RNA, 3172 nt
Organism: Chiroxiphia lanceolata (lance-tailed manakin)
Lineage: Eukaryota; Metazoa; Chordata; Aves; Passeriformes; Pipridae
Gene: GPA33
Product: glycoprotein A33
Exons: 7
Coding region: 1258-2148 (296 amino acids)
Cellular component (GO): plasma membrane
Source: RefSeq, a predicted model, not a curated record